AUCAAUUGUCACAUCCUGUAAACCCUACAUGCAGUGACAGGGGGGCACACUAGCAGAGUCUGCACGGCCAUACUGCACACAAAACAGCGAAUGAGAGGAUAGGGGGAGAGGCAGAGAGAAAAUAAGGAAUGGGAUUUGUUUUUGGGACGAGUGCAAGGCGACUUCAACCUAUGAAGUUCUCCAUGGGGUAAUCAGGUUGGGCUAUUUCCUCCGAUGGAAUACCUUCGCAAUGGUCAACAUGGCUAACUACAACAAGAAACGGAGUGACAACCCAUAUCAUUGAGAAUCCCAAGGGCAUGUGGCAGUGAGACCAUGGGUGACUGGAACCUGCUGGGCAGCAUCCUAGAGGAGGUCCAUGUCCAUUCCACCAUCGUGGGCAAGAUCUGGCUUACCAUCCUCUUCAUCUUCCGCAUGUUGGUGCUGGGGGUGGCUGCCGAAGAUGUGUGGGAGGACGAGCAGACAGAGUUUGUGUGUAACACUGACCAGCCGGGCUGCAAGGCUGUGUGCUACGACCGUGCCUUCCCCAUCUCCCUCGUUCGCUUCUGGGUGCUGCAGGUCAUCUUCGUGUCGGCACCCUCUCUGGUCUACAUGGGCCAUGCCCUCUACCGCAUCCGCUUCCUGGACAAGGAGCGCCACCGGCGACGUGCCCAGCUGCGCGACGAGCUUGGCGAGCCGGAGGUGGCCCUGGAAGAGCACCGGCGCCUGGAGAGGGCGCUGCGUCGGCUGGAGGAGCAGCGCCGGGUGAAGAAGGUGCCCCUCAGAGGCUCCUUGCUGAGGACCUACAUCAUCCAUAUCCUCACACGCUCCGUGGUGGAGGUGUGCUUCAUCCUGGGCCAGUAUGUCCUCUAUGGCCUGCGCCUGGAGCCUCUCUACAAGUGCGAGCGGCUGCCGUGCCCCAACAGCGUGGACUGUUACAUCUCCCGGCCCACCGAGAAGACCAUCUUCAUGGCCUUCAUGUUCGUCAUCGCCGCCGUCUCGCUUUUCCUCAACCUUCUGGAAAUAUCCCACCUGGGAGUGAGGAAAAUCAGGCAGACGAUAUACGGAGAUAAGUACUCCGAAGAGGACAGCUUGAUUUACAAGCCCAAGAAGAAGCGCACCUUGCAGCACCUUUGUCUUAUGCGCCACUUGUCGCCUCAUAACGGACCGUCAACUCAAACCUUAUUUAAGGGGAUUCCUGAGGGAGGGACGAACGCAGUGCAUCAGAACAUGGGGCUCAGAGCUAACCAGCAGACAACGACAACAACAACAACCAGACAUAACAGCCUGGCUCCUCUUGGACACUAUCAGACAAACUGCAUCGCACCUGGAUCAAUGGUACCACAGAACCAAUACCAGACCGGGCAGGAGGGGGCCACUCAAGGCCUCCAAACCCAUGAAGGCCCAGAGACAAACUCCAGGGCCUUGAUGGACCAACACCCUCUGGUCUGGCCUGCGGUUCCUUGUAAUGUAGAAGGCUGGCCAAAGGAGCAGACUCAAUACCCUGAGGAGCUCCUUCGACCCAUGGAGCCUCCUCGAGUGCUCCAGACUCAGGGGUACAACAUGGCCCACAGGCCCAGCCUCGCAGCCAGGGACAUGGAGGAGGAUGUGGAGAGAAAGUACUCGAUAGGCAGUGACCUCUUUCAUCUGAACCACAGGAAGACCAGCUUCAUGGUAAAGCCUCCGUCCGAGAGCAUGUCCACCAUCAGCGGCUCAAGCAGCCCCUCGAUCCAUUCGUCUGAGGAAUCUGAUGAGCUGGGCUCUCUGCAGGGGGACAUGCCUAUGAUGCCCCCUGCUGGAGGGCGCAGGAUGUCCAUGAGUGUGUUCCUGGAUAUCUCCUCAAUCAUGAAAAAGUGAAGAGAAGAAGACAACGUAGCUCCAACACAAGACAACAUAACGACUAUAUGGUGUUAUGGGAUGGUGUUCGUAGUUGUGUACGGUAUGAGAAAGCAAAAAGGAUAUAUCAAAGAUUCAUCCACAAACAUUAGUACACAGUCCUGUUAACCUGGGCCAAUAAAUGCUACCAAGCACACAGCACAACUCCUAGGUAGUCACAGUACCAACCUCAAAUAUGUAUUCCAUUCCAAGCACCUUAAAAUACACUUUUUUAAAUCCAGAUUUGAGGAUCGUUGGUAUGGUUCAAAUUGAUUGUGUCACCGAAAACCACAUACUGUUUGUGAUAUUGAAUGUGUGAGAAUGUAGACCCCUGGAUUAUGCGGGAUAUCCAUGAAGGAUGGUGAUGCUUAUAAUAGCAUGGACUAUUUUAAACAAACAAAUGUAAAAGUUUUAUUUUUUUCUAAGUAAAAGACUUGUGUAUUACUUGUAGUUAUUUGUAAGCAACAUUGUUUUAUGGAAAAAAAAAUAAGAAUUUAUAAAAUGUUAAAAUUA
Gadus morhua (Atlantic cod) is the source of this 2364-nucleotide messenger RNA. It is a transcript of the gene gja10a, whose product is annotated as gap junction protein alpha 10 a. Gene Ontology annotation, biological process: cell-cell signaling. The record is from RefSeq and is a predicted model, not a curated record. Lineage: Eukaryota; Metazoa; Chordata; Actinopteri; Gadiformes; Gadidae. The transcript has 3 exons. Gene Ontology annotation, molecular function: gap junction channel activity. Gene Ontology annotation, cellular component: connexin complex. Bases 313 to 1833 code for a protein of 506 amino acids.